AUGAUUGAUUUUCGUGAUGCUCUGGAAGUUUGUGGAUUGGGUGAUCUUGGUUUUGCAGGGCUGCCCUACACAUAUGAUAAUAAACGUGCUGGACGUGCAAACGUCAAGGUCCGCCUUGAUCGGGCGGUUGCAACCAAUGCUUGGCGGGAUUUGUUUGAAUAUGCUAAGGUGGACCACCUGGUGGCACCUAGCUCGGAUCAUCUUCCUAUCCUGAUCCGGUGCUCGCGAGAGGAACCAAUGCAAGCUGCUGGCAGGAGGUUUCGGCAAUAUGAAGUCAUGUGGGAAAGGGAGCCUUCGCUCCCGGAGGUAAUUAUGAAAACUUGGACAGACCUGGGUUCUAUGCUUAAUCUUGGUGACAUUUCCUCUGGUUUGGGUAAUUUGAUGAAGAAGCUGCAGGAUUGGAGCCGGAGAAAAUUCGGUAAUGUCAUUAAGGAGAUUAACAAGUCUCGAUCACGGCUCGAGGAGCUUCUGUCCAUGAAUGCAGAUAGGAAGGAAAUACGGGAGGCGACAGAUAGCCUCAACGAGCUCCUGUACCGCGAAGAGAUGAUGUGGAUGCAACGAUCGCGGGUGGCGUGGUUGAAGGAAGGGGACCGUAAUACCAAAUUCUUCCACAGGAAGGCCAAAUGGCGUGCUAGAAAGAACCGCAUAAAGAAGCUACUUGAUGCUACAGGAAUCGCCCAUAGUGAUCAUGGAACUAUGGCGGCGAUGGUCUCAGAUUAUUUCUCUGCGCUGUUUAUUGCGGACGAGACCAUUUGUCCGGACCCGGUUAUUGAUUUAAUCAACACUCGUGUUACUGACCGCAUGAAUGUUGGGUUGUGCGCAGAUUUUUCCGACAAGGAGAUCGCUGAUGCCUUGUUCCAGAUUGGCCCCUUGAAGGCACCGGGACCGGAUGGAUUUCCCGCUCGUUUCUUUCAAAGGAACUGGGAGGUGAUGAGGGAUCAAGUCAUUGCUGGCGUGAAGGAGUUCUUUCGAACGGGCAUUAUGCCGGAGGGGGUGAAUGACACGGCCAUAGUACUCAUUCCCAAGGUGGACAGCCCGGAAAGAGUGUCUGAGUUCAGGCCCAUCAGCUUGUGUAAUGUCAUCUACAAGGUGGUGGCUAAAUGUCUGGGUGGACUGGAUCUUCUUGGAGCGAAUGAUGCAAAAGAUGGGUUUCGCUCACCGAUGGGUGAACUGGAUUAUGUCAUGCGUCACCUCGAUGAGAUACACUGGGAAGAAAAUGGAGACUUUACCCCACUAAAGGUGUGCCGCAGAGCUCCUGGCGUGUCCCAUCUACUUUUUGCAGAUGACACUCUACUCUUUUUCAAAGCUGAAGAGGAGCAAGCAAGGAAUGUGAAGCAGGUCCUGCAUGCUUAUGAGAGGGCCACGGGCCAGAGUAUUAAUCCGGCAAAAUGCAGCGCCUUAUUUGGUGAUGCGUGUCCAAGUGAAGAGCAACAGAAAGUACGUGCAGUUCUUAAUAUUGUGACAGAUCUGUUUGAGGACAAAUACUUGGGGUUACCUACACCGGAGGGCCGCAUGUCUCGUGGGAAGUUUCAAAACUUGCAGUCCAGAUUGUUGAAGAGAAUCAUAGCAUGGGGAGAUACGCUAUCCUUGGCUGGAAAGGAGACGAUGAUCAAAGCCAUUGCGCAGGCUAUACCAACGUAUGUAAUGGGGGUGUUUAAGCUACUAAUGUCUGUAUGUGAUGACCUCAACCGUAUGGUCCGGAACUUCUGGUGGGGUGCAUCGGAAGGGAAGAGGAAGACACAUUGGCUGGCAUGGCCAAAGAUCUUGGCGCACAAAACUCAGGGCGGGCUGGGUUUCCGCGAUUUUCGCGCCUUCAACCAGGCCCUCCUCGCCCGGCAGGCGUGGCGCUUACUAAUUAAUCCUCAUAGCUUAUGUGCGCAGGUGCUCAAGGCGAGGUACUACCCCGAGGGCCGCCUCGAGGAUACAGUCUUCUCCGGCAACGCCUCCCCUACGUGGCAGGCCAUUCAAUAUGGCCUCGAGCUUCUCAAGAAGGGCCUCGUCUGGCGUGUAGGGGAUGGCCGAAACAUUCGGAUUUGGCGAGAUCGUUGGAUCCCCCGCGAGCCUUCACGCCAACUUAUUACCCAACAGGGUACCUGCCGCCUACGACGAGUGGCCGAGCUCCUGCACGAGGACGGGGCAUGGCGUGUUGACCUGCUCCAUCGCUACUUCCACCCGACAGACAUGGAGGUGAUCUCCAGCAUACGUACUUCGACCCGCGUUACCGACGACAUCAUUGCAUGGGCUCCGGAGAAGAACGGUAUCUUCACCGUUCGAUCCGCUUACCGGUUCGCCAUGGACGAGCGCGAGCGUCCACUGGCCACCGCCACGAGCAGGGCACCGGAUGGUCAUCGCGCCAUCUGGAAGAUCAUAUGGGGGUGCCCUGCUCCCCCUAAGGUGUCCCUUGGCGAAAAGGAGCUGUGGCACGCCAUGGCCAUGGAUUGGUGUAUCCCCAAGGUGGAGGACAUCAUGAACACUGGUCCGGAAUGGCUCUUCACCCUGCUGGACCCCCUUGACGAGGCAACGAGGAUGAUCGUGCUUAUGAUCAUGUGGAGAACCUGGCAUGUCCGGAAUGAGAUCACGCAUGACAAGAAGCCGCCCCCCGCUGAAGCCUCAUGA
Messenger RNA from Aegilops tauschii subsp. strangulata, 2616 nucleotides. Lineage: Eukaryota; Viridiplantae; Streptophyta; Magnoliopsida; Poales; Poaceae. The record is from RefSeq and is a predicted model, not a curated record.